Astyanax mexicanus (Mexican tetra) is the source of this 1762-nucleotide messenger RNA. RefSeq names its product microtubule-associated protein, RP/EB family, member 3a (gene mapre3a). Gene Ontology annotation, molecular function: microtubule plus-end binding. Gene Ontology annotation, biological process: spindle assembly; regulation of microtubule polymerization or depolymerization; protein localization to microtubule plus-end. Gene Ontology annotation, cellular component: microtubule organizing center; microtubule plus-end; spindle midzone. Lineage: Eukaryota; Metazoa; Chordata; Actinopteri; Characiformes; Acestrorhamphidae. The transcript is spliced from 7 exons. The record is from RefSeq and is a predicted model, not a curated record. The coding region runs from base 162 to 980 and encodes 272 amino acids.
GAGGCGCGCUGUGGGCGGGGCGACACUCAGCACUGCACCGCAGCAGCAGCAGCAGUAUCUGCUAAGCCGCGGAGCCUAGCCGUGCGAUUUUGACAGGAACGUGGUGCGCAGGCUAACUAUAUCGGGAACUUUGGCUGAACAGCGCCUGUAAUAACACAGGUAUGGCAGUGAAUGUACACUCCACGUCUGUAACCAACGAGAACCUAAGCCGACAUGACAUGCUGGCAUGGGUUAAUGACUCUCUACAGCUCAGCUACACCAAAAUAGAACAGUUAUGUUCAGGUGCAGCUUAUUGUCAGUUCAUGGAUAUGCUAUUCCCAGGUUGUAUUUUUCUAAAGAAGGUGAAGUUCCAGGCAAAGCUGGAGCAUGAGUAUAUACACAACUUCAAAGUUCUUCAGGCAGCAUUCAAGAGGAUGAGCGUUGAUAAAAUAAUCCCAGUGGAAAAGCUUGUAAAGGGGAAGUUCCAGGACAACUUUGAAUUCGUCCAGUGGUUCAAGAAAUUCUUUGACGCCAACUACGACGGCAAAGAGUAUGAUCCCCUUCAAGCUAGACAGGGUCAAGACAUGGCGCCUCCCCCGAAUCCAGGUGAUCACUUUUUCCACAAACCCAAGAGAACUGGUCCAGGGCCUCAGAGAACGUCACCCACAGUACCCAAAAACAUGCCCACUCCACAGAGGGUGACGACCACCAUCAGGAAGAACCCCAGUCUGACGCGGAACGGGGCCGGAGACGCCGAGAUCAUGGAGCUUAAUCAACAGUUAAUGGAACUGAAGUUGACCGUAGACGGACUGGAGAAGGAAAGAGAUUUCUACUUCAGCAAACUGCGAGACAUUGAGUUGAUCUGCCAGGAAAACAAGAGCGAGAGCAACCCCGUCCUCACCAAGAUAAUUGACAUCCUUUAUGCCACAGAGGAAGGAUUUGCAGCACCAGAAGACGAUGAAAUAGAGGAGCAGGCCCACUUGGACCAGGAUGAAUACUGAGCGCUACCCCCUCCCUCCCAUUUCUCCCAUGCCCUGUUCUCCUGCCCCUUCCCUUUUCUCCUUUUCUCCACUUUGAGCUACUCCUCCCAUUGCACGCUGUUGAUAUCUCCUCCAUUACCUCUGUAUCUAUGGAUGCCCCAUAUGUACUAUGUAUCUGUUUGUCUUCUCCUACUACAGUUCAUGCACUACAUCUCAACGGCUCAUUACCACCUCCCCGCUCCCCCCAAGAAUAGCAAAAACAGUAAUACUGUAUAUCCUAUCUGCCUCAGCAUGUUUCACAUUACGACAUGGAGAAUGAACACAAACAAGGCAUUGGAGACUAAGGGUAGCACAAUGAACAUAAAAAGGUACCCAUUACGGCGAAACAGCAGUUUUGAAGGUGAAAAAGAAAGGGUUUUUGCAUGAAAUGCAGUUAUUUGCCUUAGAUCUCCUGCAUAGUUUGUAUUGGCUCUGUACUGGGUCCAUUUUCAGCUUUUAGAAUAGCUUAUUGGUUUCUCAUUCCUCCAUGCAGUCUCCUUUCUUUCGCCUCAGAAUGUCUCGCUUACUCAGUUCAAGCACAGUGACUGAGGAAUAGUCAAUGACUGCAAACAGAAGAAAUUGCUACACAAAAAUAACGGUUCUUCCAGACGUGUUUUAGUAAUCCUCAAACUUUUAUAUCUACAUGAGGAUCAUUCUGCAAAAUGUUACUGACAGUUCAGCACAACUACUGUGUAUUUUAUUAAUACAGACGUUCUACAUUUGAAUUUGAUGAGAAACAGAGGGUACUUUGGGCCUUUUUUUUU